AGCAGAACGGCCCUAGUGCGGAGCUCCGCGGGUUUUGAGAAUGUCUAGCAAGAAAUCAAAGAAGAAGAAACACAAAAAGGAUGAAAGAAUGUCAUCAAGCUCUUUGCGUGAAGAUGAGAAGAAGGAGAAAGGCACAAAGAGAUUCAGCAGCCCAAAGAGCAAACACAAACAUCAUCAUCGGUAUGUAAGUUCUGACAAAGAUGAAGCUAAAUGGAGGAGGGCUGUUGACUCACCAUCAGCAAGAGGAUUUGAUACGAAAUUAAAGAAGACCGAUGCUGGAGACAACAAGAGGAAGAAAGAAAGAUCCAGAGAAAGCAAAGAAACUGAGAAUUCCAGGCCAGUUUUCAAGUCACCUGUCACACAUGAUAAAGAGCAAGUGAAUCCCAAAGGGAAGCAUGAAAUUGCAAGCGCCCAUGUCUCAGGGAAAAGCUCCAGCAGGCAUGCAGGAUUAAACCAGCCUUCUUCAAAGGAUUUGGAGAAGAAGAGACAGGAGCUAGUGUCGAGGAGAUCUGCAACAGAGGAUUGCAGGCGGACGCCUGCAAAGGAUGAUUGUUCCACUGAGAAACUCCAGGAGAAAAAGCGGAAACCCAUGAAGAGGACUUUGUCACCAGAACUUCAUGCUGAACCCAAGCGAAGAGAUGACAAUAACAUGACCAAAGUAGCACAUGCAGACUGUAAUUCUGAAGUUCAAAAAGAAAUGUUGGUGGGCAGGAGUUUCAAGAAGUUCAACCAAACUGUUGGUGCACAGAGUUCUCGUGGUAAAACUGGUAAUGACAACCCCAAAGAAGCUUUGCCAGUAGUGAAACAUGUAAAUUCUGGAUCUAAACUGAAAUUACUAGAGGAUAUUUCACCCAAGAUGCAAGACCAUGUACAGUUGGGUAAUGUACCUGGUGAAAACUUAAAAGAAAAAAGGCCAUUCUUUGGUGGUCCCACAGCAAAAGUCACUUUCAAGAUCCCUAUGAAAGCCACUGCUGUUAAAGUUCGGACAAACACAAAUAUGUUUAAUGUGCAUUCUUCAGAUAGCAGUACUCAAUGUUCCACUCAGCCUUAUCUUGCUGGCUUUACUCCAUCUAAACGCAAAUAUUUUAUCGCACAACAGCAAGUACAGAGGCCUAAAGAAGUUUUGCCUCAGACCUCUCAUAGACCCUCUUCUCUUUGCCCAUCACGUCCUUCAUAUGUUUCUCAGCAAGUCCAGCAAGUGCACACUGACAAAACAAGAGAGGUCUCGAUUCAAAGCAAUACUUCCUGUAAGGCACAAAAUAUAACUCCCCAAGAAGCUGAAGAGACCUUUGACUGUGAUCAUGAGAUGCAGCUGGUGGAGGAACUUCAUCUGGCACGUUCUGAGAGGAGACUGGAGGUGAACUUGGUGGAGAACUGUGGAGAGCUCACCUGCAUGGACAUUGACCCCCCAGAAGAGGGUGCCAGCACUAUGCUAAAUCAACAUAAACAGGCCCUUCUUAUAGUCCUGGAUACCAAUGUGCUGCUCAGCCACCUGGAGUUUGUGAAGAAGAUCAGGUCACAUGGUCUCAGUGGACUGGGGUUUCCCACUUUGCUGAUCCCAUGGGUUGUGCUGCAGGAGUUGGACUAUCUGAAGAGUGGUAAACUCUCCAGCAAGGUGGAGGACAAAGCCAGGCCAGCUGUCCACUACAUCUACAGCUGCCUGAAAAACCAGGAGCCCAGACUCAUGGGCCAGUCAAUGCAGCAAGCCUCCCAAGCUGCCUGUGGGCCUGGUGUUGUGAACAAUGAUGACAGAGUGCUGGAGUGUUGUCUGCAGUACCAGGCUCUGUUCCCAGAGGGAGCUCUAGUUCUUUGCACCAAUGAUAAGAACUUGUGUAGCAAGGCUUUGCUCAGUGGGGUAAAGGCCCUGAGUAAGGCAGACUUGGUAAAAGAGGUGGAGGGAACCAGAUCUUCAAUCCUAAACUACUUUCAUGCUCACCCUGCUGUGCCGCCCACAGCUGGACCUGUAGAUAAAGCAGAGAAGGAAGGACCGCAAAAGAAUAGAAGCAGAAAUGCAGCGGAGGAGCGACAGUUGAGUGAAUGUGUGUCUUUGCUGGAGUCCUGCCUACAGGGGGCGCUCUCUGAGGUGCUUGAGGAGGAGAUGAAGGCAGCUUAUGGAGACCUGUGGACUGAGAUCGUGUACGUGAAGCCUCCAUGGAGUCUGGAUGGGCUGCUGAAGUGUUUUAAGAAGCACUGGAUCGCUGUCUUCGGAAGCAUUAUAAAGAGGAGCCUGCUCAGCUCUGUGGAGAUGCUGAGUGACUGUCUCUGUUCAGACAGGUCCAUAGAGCACAGAUCUGUUCACAGUGCUGUGAGAUUGGCUGCAGAGCUGCUGUCGGCACUGGCUGGCAGAUCUCAGUACAACGGUCUUGUAGCUCAUGCUCUCUCGACCCUUUAUAUGCUACAGCAAAGACUACAGUCUCUGAAAGCUCCAGUAGAGGACGAUGACUCUAAAAAUGAGGACUCCCUAAUGACAGAGAUAGAGGAGGAUGUUGCUCCACCUCCUCUGACAUCUCAUCAGGAAGUUUGGGCAUUGUUUGAGAGCAUCUGGAACAACGUGUGUCAGAUAAGUUCGGCUUUGUUCUCAGCACUCCACUACACUCCAGGAACCACUGAGCCCAGCCUGCGAUCUACCUCACCCCUGCCUCAGGACGCCCUCUCCUGCCUGCAAAGGCUCUCUACUGCACUGAAACAGCUACUGGAGGCUCUUCAGAGACUGUUAUCUGCGGACAGCAGUGUUCAGGAUGCACAGUCACUUCUCUCCUUCAUUCAGUCCAGUAAGAUUGCUGCUAUGGAGCCACGUUUCACUGCCAUGGACCUGUUUGAUUGUGUGUCUCAACAGGAAUACCGGGAGAAGCUGUGUGUGGGUGGUGCGCAGCUGUCUGAGCUGUAUGCAAAUCUAGAUCACUGUGGUGCUGCUCUGAGCUCUUGGCCCUGAUUUAACACCCCACUUUCCAUGUUUGGACCCAGCCAACUGUCUACUUGCUAUUGGUUCGGACUCCUUUGGACCGACCUGGCUUUUGGUAGCGGAGUCAUAAUCGUCUGGAACCAAAGCUGUACCAGCCUACUGAUUCUCUGUCCUUGUAACAUCCUGUAGCAGUCAGUGCAUCAGUCACGUGACCCUGACAUGUUAUGCAAAAGUAACUUGGCAUCAAGGGUUAACAGUCUAUAUAGACAAGAAUUCAUCAGUUUACACCAUGUUCUAGUUCAUGUUUUAUUUAUAAGCUUUAAUAUAUUUUAAUUGUAUUAAACUAUUUGGAUUAUUUAUUGAUUAUUUUACCUUACUUUAUAGAUAAUGUGUUCCCUUCUGGGAAAAAUAAACUCUUUUAGUGAUGAUUCAUUUUUUUGUAUAGGUCUGUUGGGGUUUUUGGUGUUUUAUACCGCAUAGAAGGUAGAAUUGCCAUAUGUUCAAAUUCUGAUGUGCCACUUUAAAAGUCUUUCUAACGUCCACAAGCUGUUGUGGUAACAGGUUAUUAUGUGUU
Molecule: messenger RNA, 3476 nt
Organism: Rhinichthys klamathensis goyatoka
Lineage: Eukaryota; Metazoa; Chordata; Actinopteri; Cypriniformes; Leuciscidae
Gene: swt1
Product: SWT1 RNA endoribonuclease homolog
Exons: 18
Coding region: 41-2932 (963 amino acids)
Cellular component (GO): nucleus
Source: RefSeq, a predicted model, not a curated record